This is a messenger RNA of Ixodes scapularis (black-legged tick), 8864 nucleotides long. RefSeq names its product adenylate cyclase type 1. Gene Ontology annotation, molecular function: adenylate cyclase activity. Gene Ontology annotation, biological process: adenylate cyclase-activating G protein-coupled receptor signaling pathway; cAMP biosynthetic process; intracellular signal transduction. NCBI's taxonomy places the organism in Eukaryota, Metazoa, Arthropoda, Arachnida, Ixodida, Ixodidae. The record is from RefSeq and is a predicted model, not a curated record. Gene Ontology annotation, cellular component: plasma membrane. The coding region runs from base 759 to 5741 and encodes 1660 amino acids. The transcript has 22 exons.
UCUCUCGGCCCGCGCACUUUGCUGUGGACCGCCUCCCAUGUGGCAGUCUCCGCCGGAAACCGUUGCGGGGAGUCAGCCUCCCAAAGCAUCGGCGGCUAAUGUUUGAAUCUUUCUCGUCACAAAAAAAACCUAGACACGUUUUUUCUUUGGCCCCCAAGUUCGAUUUGGGUGUAACCGACGCUCACCCGCGCAACCGCUACACCCGUUCGGAUACCUGCACUGAUGGAUGCCGAAAGCAGAGGAACCUGUGAGUCCCCCGAAAACUAGCAGACGACGACGAGUUUGCGCUCUCCCCCUAUUCAACGCUGCAGAGGCACGCGUGUGUUUGUGUGUGUGUGUUGUGCGUGCGUGCGGUGCCUGCCCCGCCGAAGAAAGCGAACUUUCAAGUUGUUUUUCGUCGUGUAUUUUCCCCUCUGUUUUGUCGUUUGACAAUUAGCCGGGUUCCGUGGGUUCCCCGUGGAAACGUGUCCGCUCGUCGGCGCCUCUCGCUUGGAUAUUAAAAGAGGAGCGACGCAUCUGAGCCGCCGGCUUCGAGUCUUGGUGGCCUGCUUGGAAUGCCAGUCGACCGGACAUCUUCUCGAACAAAGGGCUUGCAGCUGGGCGAAGACUCGAGCGACACAAGUUAUUCUAUGCCGCGUAGCGACAAGCACCACACCGCGACAAAGAUGGCGUCCCACGAGUCCAGCUGAGGCCUCUCGCCUAGUCCAGGCGGCCUUUCCCUCACCCCUGUGCGGGCCAACCAAAGAAGCAGCCUCCGGAUGGACCACUCUGUGAAGGCGAUGCAGUCGCACCGCAAGGCCGCCUUCUCCAGACUGCUGCGAGGCCGCCGUUUCGAGAACCGCGACCUGGAGCAGCUGUACCAGCGCUACAUCUUCAAGCUGCAACAGUCCUCCAUCGCCAGUGUCCUGGGACUUCUGGUUCUGCUCAACGUGACCCUGGCGUCCGUGGACCUGGCCUACAGGUCCGGGUCGCCGUCCCUCUCCGGCGUCCUCCACCUGGCCCACGGACUCCUCUUCCUGGCGGGCUUCUGCUUCGUGGCCACCAGGCGCCUCGAAGACGCCUACCUCCUGGGCCUGUGCCACGCGACCUUGGCUCUGGGGGCGUCCUUCUGCGUGCUCUCGAUGCCCAUGGAAGUGGGGGACCCGGGGUCGUCGGCCCACUUCUGGACGCUGAGGAGGCCCUCUACGGCCGACGGCGUCUGGGAGCUGGUGUUUGUGCUGUUCCUCGCGUACACGAUGCUGCCCGUGCGUACCAGGACCGUGUUUGUGCUCGGGACGUCGCUGUGCGUGCUCCACACAGUGUGCGCCUGCCUCUUCACCACGGAGCUCAUCGAACACAGGACUGCGCAGGUGCUGGCCAACGGCGUGGUGUUCGUGUGCGUGCACCUGGUCGGGGUGUUCGUGCACUCGAUCAUGGAGCACGCGCAGCGCAAGGCCUUCCUGGACACGCGCAACUGCAUCAACGCCCGCCUCGACAUGGAGGACGAGAACGAGAAGCUGGAGCGACUGCUGCUCAGCGUCUUACCGCAGCACGUGGCCAUGGAAAUGAAAGAGGACAUCAUAGCACCACGGGCAGGCCAGUUUCACAAGAUCUACAUCCAAAAGCACGAGAAUGUCAGCAUCCUGUUUGCUGACAUCGUUGGCUUCACCGUCCUGGCGUCUCAGUGCACGGCGCAGGAACUCGUCAGGUUGCUCAAUGAGCUCUUUGGGCGAUUUGAUCAACUUGCCAACGACAACCAUUGCCUGCGAAUCAAGAUCCUGGGCGACUGCUACUACUGUGUGAGCGGCUUACCAGAGCCACGCUCGGACCACGCCCAUUGCACCGUUGAGAUGGGGCUCGACAUGAUCGACGCCAUCGCGUCCGUGGUGGAGGCGACAGACGUGCAGCUGAACAUGCGCGUGGGCAUCCACACGGGCCGAGUGCUGUGCGGGGUGCUGGGACUGCGCAAGUGGCAGUACGACGUCUGGUCCAACGACGUCAACCUGGCAAACUCCAUGGAGGCUGGCGGAGUACCCGGGCGGGUGCACAUCACGGAGGCCACGCUGGGCUGCCUGCAUGGCGAGUAUGAAGUGGAGCCCGGGCGGGGCCAGGAGCGCAACGCUUAUCUGCGAGAGCACAACGUCAACACCUUCUUCAUCUUGCCCAACAUCCAGAGGAGGAAGCAGACGCUGCUGUUCAACCAGUUGCAUGUGCGGCGCCUGGCCGGUCGCAAGCUCUCCUUCAAGAACGUCUCCAAUGUGGUGGUACAGCUGCUCCACUCCAUCAAGUACAGCAUGGACGUGCCCUUCUCAAACAUGGCCAUGCCCCCGCCCCCUGCCUCAAAUGCCGCAGCUGCCUCCGCUGCCGCAGAGAAGCAGUCUAGCAAGAAGCUCAAGAUGCCCGACAAACUCCGGAAGCCCUUCAAAAAAAGGCACUCUGUGGUGUACCACCAGCCCACCAACCGCGUCAACAAGUACCUGGCUCAAGCCAUCGAGGCCCGCAGUGUCGAUCGGGAGAAGUCCAAUCACGUCAACGUCGUCACGCUGUGGUUCAAGGACAAGGGCAAAGAGAAGCAAUACCACGAGGAGAAGGACCACGGCUUCGGGAACAGCUUAGCCUGCAUCCUGGCCGUGCUGCUCUUGCUGAGUGCCAUGCAAGCUAUCGUGCUGCCCAGGACGCUGAUCUUGCUGUUGCUCUCCGUGACCGCCUUUGUUUGGAUCUCCCUUCUGCUCAUCCUGGUCCUGGCAGCACAGCUCAGGUGCAUCCGCUGGGACCUGAGCCGCAUCUUCCCACUGCGGCUGGCGAUCACCAUUUUCUCCAUCAUCUUCAUAUAUGCCAUCGCCCAAGUCAAUGUGCUUUCCUGCCUGCCUGUGCCAGGCUGCCUCGCCCCAAACGCCAGCGUGGAAGCGGCCAAUGCCAGCUGGGCGGAGAGCCACCGGGCCUGCCCACUGCCCCAAUACGUUGCCGUGAGCUGCGUGCUGGCCUUCCUUCCGUCAGCGGCCUUCCUACGCCUGCCCCUGCUCAUCAAGGCCAUCCUGCUCGUGCCCAUGGCCAUCAGCUUCGUGGUGGUCGUCGAGUUCACUCACGCCGACCUCUUCCUCUGCUACGACAGGAGGGUCGGGACCUUCGUUCCACUGCACGUGCUGGCUGUGGUGUGCAUUGUGCACAUCCUGAUGGCCGUGCUCAUUCACGGCCGCCAGGUGGAGUGGACGGCACGUUUGGACUUCCUCUGGAAUGUUCAGGCAAACGAAGAGAAGCGUGAGAUGCAUGACCUGGAGAGCAGCAACCGCAGGAUCCUGUUCAACCUGUUGCCCGCACACGUUGCCACACACUUCCUCGACAACCAGUUUCGCAACAACAUGGAGCUGUACCACCAGUCGUACAGCCGGGUGGGCGUCAUGUUUGCCUCCAUCCCAAACUUCCACGAGUUCUACAUGGAACUGGACGGCAACAACCAGGGCGUGGAGUGCCUCCGCCUGCUCAACGAGAUAAUCGCAGAGUUUGACCAGCUGCUGGACGGUGAACAGUUCAAGGCCAUCGACAAGAUCAAGACAACGGGGAGCACCUACAUGGCAGCCAUUGGUCUCAUGCCCGAAGCACGCAUCGCGGACGACCACGAGUCCGGAGCGAGCUACAUGACCACCAUGGCGGAGCUGGUGUUCACUAUGAAAGACUGCCUGGCCGACAUCAACGAAAACUCCUACAACAACUUCAUGCUCAGAGUGGGUCUCAACAUAGGGCCCGUAGUGGCAGGGGUCAUUGGAGCACGGAAGCCGCAGUACGACAUCUGGGGCAACACGGUCAAUGUGUCCAGUCGCAUGGAUUCCACGGGCCUCCCCAACCAUACUCAAGUCACAGAAGAGGUGUACCAGCUGCUUCGGGAUGGGCCCUACGUGUUCCAGUGUCGUGGCAAGGUCAAGGUCAAGGGCAAGGGCGAGAUGACGACCUACUUCCUGGUCGACCGCAAGGCGGCACCCGGCUGCGGCCAGCACCACCAGGCACAUGCCGGCACCGGUGCCAACCCGACGCAGCCCAACGGCGUCGGGCAGCAGGGGGCCGUCCACGGCGGAGUGCCGACGGCGCUCACGUUUGUUGGCAACCUGCCCCAGCAGAGGGGGGGAUCCUCAACCCCCAAAUCGCGCAACCGGACGGUGCCCCUGCAACCGCCGCCCUCGGACACCGACGACGACCCGCACCCGUACACCCAACCCAAGCCCAUCAUCGUGUCCAACACGCCGCCCCGCAAGAGCUCCUCGGGGUCCAGGACGAGGACGAGGGCCGACCAGCGCAACCCGACGGGCAGUGCGAGCUCCAAGCCGAGGUCGCUCGGGCGCGGAGACCCCUGGGAGAGCCUCAAGCAGAUCGGGGAACUGGUGCCCCCUCCGCCACCGUCGAGCCACCCUUUCGACACCACGGACUCCCAGAGGACCCAGCAGAGCUUCCGUCCGGUCCAGGCGGAGACGCACGACUGGAGCGACAGCAGCGUCGUCGAACACGCCGAGACGUCCUCCAUCAACCGCUCGUCGUCAUCCUCUUGCGGCAGCUUCGAGCGGGUCGACCUUCCGUCCCCGGGGUUCGAGAGUUCGGCCAUGUCGCCAGGGCCGUGGGUCUAUCCCCAGCUGCCCUGCGACCGCAAGUCACAGAGACCGAACGACCCUUUGACCAAUGGGGACGACUUCCCGCAAGUUGGACGCUCCCCUUCCCACAAACAAAACUCUUCUCCGGGGUUCGUCGACCGCAGACAGCGAUCCGGAUCAGCCUCGGACGCGUCCCUUCCGAAGCAUGGCGCAUCUCGGCAAAUGGAAGGGGAUCCGCCGCCGCGUUACGGAACCUCAUCCGGCUCACGGAAGCGUUGCCGCAAGGUCGCAUCACCCACCGUUGUCUCGCCCGAAGAGCUGCCUCGGAAACACCACCGCAGUUUGAGCCGAGAGCCAGCGCUGGGAGGACUGGGGCAGAACGAGUACUCCUGUCCUGUCGAACUCGCGCGUUUCGACAAGCCCGCGGUGCCAGCUCGGCCGUCGCCUCCAGAAAGGAAGUUGCAAGACGUCGAAGCCCAGAGGACCCGACCCCCCGAUCGAACGCACAAUGCGAACCAGGUGUUGAUGCAGCUGGGGAAGGACAUUGCAAACAACAACGGUGCUAGCGGCAGCUUCCUCAUGUGCCUCCAGGAGACGCCCUUUGGCAGGCAGUCUGGGAACGGCGUGGCGCUUCGACUCGACGCCGCCCCCGAAAACAGCUUCGAGCUGACCCCGCUGGACGGGAGUCCAGCCGCCAAGCGACGCCACCGGCAAGAGGAGCCCGCAAGCCAGCAGAGGAGCGCCGUGGUUCGCCAACUUCUCAGUCGCUACCCGGCCGACUAUGGGAAGACGUCGGACGAAGAGGAGGCGUCCGACAGCGAGGAGGACGAAGGCGCGCCCCUGAUGGAAGACAGGGGUGGUUACACGACGGACGACGCUUCGCUCGCCAACGACCACGGACUCACAGACGCCGAGGGGGCACUGAGCGACCUUAACUCCGUACUCAAUGACGCGGGCCACGACGGAGACGUUGACGACACCAGCGUGUCCUCGCGUGCGAGCAGUCGUCUGCUCAGCAUUGACUCCCUGAGUGCCGCAUACGACUCGGAGUACGACAACUUUGGGGGCAUCAAGGCCAGCCUGGUGGGAGGGGGCACGGAGGACCUGAGGUCGCUCACCGACCGCAUUGCGAGGAACUUCGGCCAGUGCGUGAGCGACGAGGACGACAGUGACCUGCUCGCGUGAUCCUUUGGAGCGGAGGAUGUCCCUAACACUUCAGUCAUGCAAUGCUCCGUCUUUUUGAAACAAUUGCCAGCGUUCCACCAGGGUUGGCCAGAGUUGUCGAGUGUAGUUUGUUUACGGUUGUACUAGGACCAAGAUGGGGACGAGACGUGACAAGAGAGUUAAGAACGACAACCGAACGAGUCGAGCGGAAGAGGACAAAUCUCAGCAUACUGUCCGGCACGGCUGGAGUUAGCUACAAGGCAUAAGCACCUGUACAAAACUCGGUGUUAGCACUAGGUGGCUUUUUAUGCCAGCGCUGCAUGUCGCUAAGCCGCUUCCAUCUAUAGCGCCUAAAGUAAUGUUGGGGUGCUUGGUCAAACUGUCACCCAAGUAUAUAAGGUAGAUAUUGCAGAAGCAAGCCACACAGUCAAGCUGUCCGGGCUAGAGGCUUAGCUUGUGGCUUAAGUAGACUUUGUGUUGCAGAUAUCAAUUCAGCUCGGAAUGCAUGCCUCCCAGAAUCUCCGAGGUACAGCAGCACCAUUCGAGGGCCAAUCAUACUUAGGAAACGCGAUGGAAAAAGAACCCAUAUCACGGAGUAUUUUCAGGAGCUUAUGCUGUGCCUAAAUUUGUCACUGAGCAUAAAAGCCAAGGUCUACACUUCUUGGUCUAGCCAAAAUCUGAUCUGACCAAAGACUGCUGCAAAAGUUGGUAUGGUAUGGGGUCUAGCUGGUCUCUUCAAGCCGAUAGUGUCUGCGGGUGUACCUUAGGUUGCAUUAUUGUUGGCCCAAACUCUGCGCCUCACUGUGCUGCCCAACCACUUACAACGUCGAGACUACACCUUUCAGUUAAACAUAGUCAUCAAGAUUGUCUCCUAGUUUCACAAAACAGUGCAAGCGGCACUUAUUAACGCCCUCAUGGGCUAGCCCAAGAAGCAUUUUGGUGUGACCGAUCGUACAUGCUCCCUUGUCUGUAUCACCCUUCAGCAUCGUACGAGAAAACAUUGUGUUCUCAUAUGAUGCAUGAGGCAAAGCUCGUAAUUGUUGAAACCUUGUGCUUCUUGGGUGGGAAGCCAGCUAGAGUUGACACAGUCGAGGAUUGGUCAUUUUCGUUGCUAUUUACGUGUCUCAUUAUCUUUUGUAUGACGCUGGCCUUGUUUACGUUUGUCUGUCGAGGGUCCAACCACGGUGCGUGCUUGUUCCUCCACGCGUUCUUACCUUGUUCCGCUAGCGCAGGAUCAAGCGGACACCGAGCACGCACUACGGCAGCAGCGUUCUGUACGACCGUCCGAGAAGUCUUUCUCGCAGGGCCGUCUAGUCAGUCCUGUCCUUGCAAUAAGGUUGUCGCCCACCAAGUCCCGAGACCGCAAGACAAGAGAUCAGCUCUGCCUUCGCAGCGACUUCCGCAAGUGCUUUGAAACCCCGGCGUUGCAACAAUGUAGCGUCCCCGCCCCCAUUUCCCACACCAAAUCACUCUUGUACAUAGCAUGUAUACAGAACAAUGUUUAACGACUAUCACGCUAAGAGUACCCUUUCCUAGUUCAAGUUGUCCAACCUGCCUUUUUGGGUACGGUUUAGCUCGAGUAGACGGCCACCCUAGGUGAUGCGAACCUCGUUAGAGGGACACUGGCAGGGCAUUUAUGCUCACCAAGGUUUUUAUUUGUACGUGACGUACAAGAGCCCAACUGCCCAGUACACAAUUUGCGGCUCGAAAUUCGUUUUCGUUUUGCCCGAAAACUGCCGAUCGAGAACUGGCCAGUUUGAGUCGCGCUCACUUUCUUCUCUGUGGUCAUGUGCCGUUUUCUACGGUUUAGAGACAACCAACAAGUAUAAUCAAAGUCGUGGGUCAUCGAAGGCACACGCUCAAUAUUGAAAAUAGAAAAGAAAUACGAUACCCAUUUUUUGUGGCUUCCAAAAUGUUGCAAAUAUGCUGAUUGGGAAACAAAUGUAUCACAGCCACGUGACUUCUGCCAAAUCUUUUUCAUCCUCUCUAUUUCUUCUGCCCCCCCAGUCCAGUUUCAGUUUCAGAGCGGUUGUGUUUUUUUAAUUUAUUAAAAAAUACUUGACGCUGAGCGAAACAUUGAUUAGGUAGUCUUCGAACACCAUAAUAAACCGUCUGGCAAAAAAAAAAUUGGUUUUUUUUUUUUUUUUUUUUGUGGUGGGGGGAGGUCAGUGUCCCUUUAACGUGAGGUGCCGUCUCAAUUAAAUCUGCCUGUGUUUUGCUCAGUUUCAUUCAACUUUCCUCACUCUUUAAACGCGUAUCACCGGCCAUUCUACCGAGCUACUUACACUUGUUGCUUCAGAUCAGGUGGCUCCCUUAUACAUUUUAUAGGAUGAUGCCAUUAAGAACACAUCAUUGUUGUUACGAGCUUGUAAAUUUGACGGUUGGUAGACGGGACACUUGCAGCUCACUUUUUGCCAUCUUGGAGAGGAGAAAAAAAAACAAAAAAACUCCCAAAGUGAUUUAUUGUUUUGCAUAGACAUUCACAAAGAGACCAAUCGUGCUCCGAAAUGAUAUGUGCCAAAAACUUUUCUCUAGGGACAGCCACACCCACCGCAAGAAAGAUGUAAGGCCUCCUCAUGAUGCAACAUUUGAAUCAUGAGCUAAAAGCAAGUUACCGUGUGCUUAAAUGUGCUUGCAUAUUUUGCCUCACCCCUGUGUUUGUACACAUUUAAAGCAUUUUUUUAACUGUGCCUCACCCAAAAUAUCCAUAUUUUCAACCAUCACCGCACGCAUGACGACAAAACCUCCGAGACAGCAUGCCUCAUGCCCUGAAUACGAGUCAAAAUGUGCUUGCACAUGAGAUGUCCUACUUAGUUUGGCGCUGCUGUUUUUUCAAGUGCACUUUCACGCAACAGUGUUUUCUGCCAAACGACACCACACUUGUGUGCUGCCAAGCCCGCCUUGGAUGUUGUUGUGCAUCGACUGAGCUUUCUAUUCUUAUUGUUAGAUGACAACAAGGAACUGUUACUGCUCACCACUCAAAGGAUGGUACCUGUACUUAAUGCUAGAGACAAUAAAAGUAAAUACAACUAUACUCAAUGGCUUGUGCCGAGUGGUGCGUUUAUAUUUCUCCAUUUUGUACACCCUCUACAUAUACUGUACACUCGAAGCUUUUUGCAUUCUGCCCAAGCUGACAUAGUCAAA